UCGAGUGAAACGUAUGUGCUAUAACGAGCGCGCUCCGUACCUUUAUUGUACAAAAGUUAGUGCAGCAACAACAAAGUGUAACGUAAACGCGUCGUGUGUGUUUGUUGUUUACGCUGAAGUGCGUGUGCGAGAUUUCUUACACACUUUUGUAGAAAACACAAAAAUAACAACGAAAACUCAUAAUUAGGCUACGCGCUGAUUAAGUACGUGUGCGCGCGUUUGUGUUGGUGUGCGAACGCACGAAAACUCGUUGCCUACCUGAGGCAACGCCGCUUGACUCAGUUACAUUGGCGGUUGGCUGCUUUGUGCGUUUUUGUAUUACUCGCAUUCUUUUCGGUUUCUGCCUUUUGUGUUGUGUUUUUGAUGCGCUUGAGGGAAUUCCAUGCGCUUUGAUGUUAUUUUCAUGUGACCCGACAGCAACAACAACGACAAGCGCAACAUGAAAAGUGGCCAUAUAGUCAGUGCUCCAUAAAAUCGUGUAAAGCUGCUAUUUAUUUGCUGCGGCAGUGAAUGUGUAAAGAAGGAAACAACACAAAGAAGUAGCAUAAACGGCAGAGAACAGCCGCAAAAACAAUAAGCAUACAAUAAGAGGGGCAGUAGAUAAAUAAUAAGUGUUUGUGGCAUGCUAUAAUAAUGCUAAAUAACAACGCAGAUUGUUUACAUGGAAAACCAAAAAGGAAUGUAAAAUAAAAAAGUGUGCCUGGUAAGCUGCACAACGCUGUACGCUUAGAAUUCGGGCGCGUUUGCGUAAUAUGCCAGUGACAAAGUUGUACUAGUUUGCUUAAUAUUUACAAAAACAACAAAUACAAAAUUUAAAAAAUAUUUUUUUGAUAAUAAAAUAAGUGACAACAACAAAUAGUUGCUAUUAAACACAAUGUGCUCCCAUAAAAUGUGUCGUCCCUAUGCGAGCAUGUGCUCUGUAAUCUACUGCAUUAUCCUGCAAUUAGUUGCAACCGCUCACGCUGCGAACACCGGCUCGGCAACGAAUCAACACAUGUCCAACGGUGUCAUCAGCGGCAGUAGCAGCAGUGUGGGCAUUGCCAAUGGCAACAAUGGAUUACAAUGUCAACGCAUCACGGUGCCGGCAUGUCAGGGUCUGGGCUACAACAUGACAGCUAUGCCGAAUUUGGCCGGACACACCAACCAGUUGGAAGCCGAACUGCGGAUGACGAAACUGCUGCCGCUAAUCGAAUCGUCCUGCUCGAAUCGGGCACGCUUUCUGCUUUGUUCCUCACUUUUUCCGCUUUGCACACCCGAUGUACCGCGGCCGGUCACCGCUUGCAAGCAGCUCUGUGAGACGGUAAAAAGUGAAUGCGAAACGCAUGCUGAGCUCAUGCAAUUGUGGCCCGACUUUCUCAAUUGUGACACACUGCCGCAGCCGGAGAAACAUGAGCUGUGCAUGCAAAUCCCGCAAGAGUCCGAAAAGCAGCAGACGAACAUACAGGCACAUCCACCCUCACCACAGCCACAAUUUCAACAACCAACGCAGUUCUAUUGGCCGUGGUCCGCUUGGAAAAUGCCGCCACAUCUGAGUAAGACCAUCGCGCCCAGCGCCAUCUGUCCACUCAACUUCACCGUCGAUCCGCUCAACGCAGAACUGUGCGUGCCGCAAUGCAACCGCGAUGCAUUUCACUCAACGCAACAGAAGAAAAUCGCCGAGGGUCUAAUACUCGGUCUCUCGGCGGUGUGCUUUGUUUUAACACUCUUCUCUCUGGUCACCUUCUGGGCUGAGCCUACGCGGUUUGGCUACCCCGAGCGCCCAGUGCUCUUUCUCUGUCUCUGCUACAACCUCUUCAGUGUUUGUUACCUGGAACGCAUCGUGUUUCACAACUCCACGCGUACGCUGGCUAUGAUCGAAGAUCCGUUGGGUAAAAUUAGUGCCGCCUGCUCCGUAACGCCGCCCUGCUUGGCCUCAUACAUCACCACAAGCUAUCUGAGUUUGUGCGCCGCCACCUGGUGGCUAAUUUUUGCGUUAUGCUUCUUCCUCUCAUCGCAUCAGAAGUGGUCGAGUGAGGCGCUCGAGAAAAAAUCCGGUCUAUUUCAUGUGCUGGCUUGGGUGCCACCACUGGCGCCACCAAUUGCCGCGCUCCUAAUGGAACAGGUGCGCCCCAACGAGCUGACUGGCAUGUGUACAGCUUUCGGUUUUGUGGAGAUACCCGCUUUGGUGCUGCUAUUGCUCGGCUUAUUUUUCACCGUACGUGCCUCCAGAUCGCUACAUAUGCUGCAACAACAAAUUAAACCGAUUUUCGGACACCAACGCUUUUCGCAAAUACGCAAACGCUUUCUUAUAUUUUCGUUGCUCUUCUUCAUGCCGACAAUAGCGGGCGUAUUGACUUCAUUUUUCGAGCGCUACAUCGACACGGUGCCCGCUUGCUCCACGCACGAAGACUGCGCACCGCCAGAGCAACGUACCGCUUGGCCGACGCUUAUACGAAUAUUCUUUCAGUUAGCGGGUGGCACAUUAACCGGCAUGUGGGUAUGGUCGCGGAAGACCUGCGAGUCGUACCGCAGUCGGCUGGUGGCCACGCCCACUUCUUCGACAACAACUAAGUCGAUCUCAUCGCUGCCGAAGAAGCACAUACACACGAACGGCAAGUCGGUCAGCAGCGCUUUGUAUAGCGGUAUCAACUUCCACAAUGUACCGGUCUAUAAUCCGAAUCAAGCGCACGUGUAGCGCUUACUGCUGGGUAUACAUGGAAACAGUGUUGCUGCUGAGCAACAACACAGUCCGAGGGAGGGUGUAUAUACUUUGGGAUUAUAUCUUUAAGAAAUUACCGUUAAUGUAGUUAAGGUAUCUUUUUAACUUCUAAAGGCUCGAAUAUUAUUUUGUUUAACUGUAAUGUGCAUACUUAGGCUUAAAUUUUUGUAAAUGCUAUAGUUGUAAUUGUAAAUAAAAAAAAGUAUUUUUUGCAUACUUUCACUAUUUGUAUGAACGAAAAUAAAUAUAUAAGCCUUUCAGUAAAGCCUACUAGAUGAGAAUUAGUGCAGUAGUAAGUGCUUUGGGUACAGUUUGUAUGCUUAAAAUAUAGAUUUCCACUUUGUAUGACAAUUUCUCUGAAAAAGUAGAUCAUUUUGUGGUAUCAAUUACAUAAAUUUUGAACUAAUUCAAAAUAUAAUAGUAUAUCUCUACAUUGAAGUGGAUUCAAUGAUUCGGACUCGUAUUUAUUACUGCAUGGUCGUUAGUAUUCCAUGUCUUUACUCAUUGCUUAAGUAAGAGCUUAAAAACUUAAAAUUUUUAAAAGAAAAUGUGUUAGUAGCUUUAAACUGUAAAUAUAUGUAAUGUAGUUAUAUUAGGGUGAUUCAAAAAAAAUUUUUUUUUUUCGUUUGAUACUCGGAAAAAUAUGUUCCUAGACACCUCUAAGAAAGCCUAUAAGUUCCAUCAUUCAUAAUAAUUUUUUUUCAUUGAGUUAUAAAUUCAUAAGAAAUAAAAAAUUUUCCCCAAAAUAAUCAAACUUUAACUGUUAAUAGCUUUUAAACGUUUGGGUUUACGAAAAAAUCAUGUAAGACCUUUUUUGUAGAGCAUUCAAUUUCCUACAAAAUCUAAGGAACAAGAUAUUUGUUCAAGUAAUUGGAAGCGAGAUAAUAGGUUGUCAAAAAAGUCUUGCGGUAUUUUCGCUAGUUGGUGCUGAAAGCGCGUAGUUCUAGUUUUAUUCAUCGCAUCGGGUCAUGCUAUACCUUUUUGGAAAGCUCAUUUCACGCGCUAACACGUGUUUGAUUGAUUGUCGUUUCUUUUAAGUCGUUCGUGAGUUAUAGCGUCGCAAACAUGGAGCAAAAUAAAUUAUAUUUUACAGUGCUACUGCGAUAAAGGCAAAAAUGCAUCUCAAGCCGCCAAUAAAAUUUGUGCAGUUUAUGGACCCGAUACAGUUUCCAUUUCCACCGCACAACGAUGGUUUCAACGUUUUCGUUCUGGUGUAGAGGUGGUCGAAGAUGCGCCACGCUCCGGAAGGCCUGUCGUCGAAAAUUGCGAUAAAAUCGCUGAAUUGGUCGAAAGAGACCGGCAUAGUAGCAGCCGUAGCAUCGGUCAAGAGCUGGGCAUUAGUCAUCAAAAAUUCAUUUCAAUUUCAAUAAAAAAAAAAUCAUUAAAAAUACCGCAAGACUUUUUUGACAACCCAUUAUAAAUUUUUCUAUCUGAUAAUAAGAAAAAAUAGAAAACUGUAUGUAGGAGCAGCUUCCCGUUACAAUUAAAAACCCAUGUUUGGAGAGGCUUUCUUAGAGGUGUCUAGGAACCUAUUUUUCCGAGUACCAAACGAAAAAAAAAAUUUUUUUUUAAUCACUCUAAGUUAUAUAUUUAAUAGAAAUUUCGUUUAAGCUAAGAAGCUCUAUAUAUAUUAUACUACUUGCCUAAAAUUGUUAUUAGUAUAUCAAUAAUAUAUACUUAUUUAUAUUUUACAUAUUUAAAUUAUUGAAUAAAAUAUAUUUUUAAAAACG
Bactrocera neohumeralis is the source of this 4428-nucleotide messenger RNA. Its product is annotated as frizzled-3. Gene Ontology annotation, biological process: canonical Wnt signaling pathway; non-canonical Wnt signaling pathway. Lineage: Eukaryota; Metazoa; Arthropoda; Insecta; Diptera; Tephritidae. Gene Ontology annotation, molecular function: Wnt receptor activity; Wnt-protein binding. The transcript is spliced from 2 exons. The coding region runs from base 875 to 2674 and encodes 599 amino acids. The record is from RefSeq and is a predicted model, not a curated record. Gene Ontology annotation, cellular component: plasma membrane.